Symbiodinium necroappetens is the source of this 3948-nucleotide messenger RNA. NCBI's taxonomy places the organism in Eukaryota, Dinophyceae, Suessiales, Symbiodiniaceae. The record is from the annotation of a GenBank genome assembly.
AUGGGAACCUCCCAACUUCCCAGGCUCAGCCGCAUCCAUUUCUUUGCCGAGAGUUCAGGUCAUGAGGUGCUCUUGCGCUUACCUCUGGGGCGCUUGAGGAGGCCACGGCUGUACAUCUUCGGAAUCAACUUCGACAUCAUGCGGAGGACCUCCAUUCCGAAUGCAGGGGACAGCCAUGGCGCGAUGUACCUGGACCGUGAGCGGCUAUGGCUCUACAUCAAUGCUCGAGGCAUGCCCGGAGGGAGUCGUGGACAAGGAGCCAUUGUCCUGCAACUUCUUGAGGUCUUCGUUGCUGAGGUGGUCGUCUUCGUCCCGCUCGAGGAGUUCAGCCAAUUCAAAUUCGUGGAAGACCUUGCGAGGUCCCUGAACGUCUCCGAAGACCGGGUCUCACUUGUGAACAUCACGUACGAUGGGCAGAAGUGGCUCGAGGGACCGAACGGCCGGCGAUUGCGGAUGGUGGACACCUUGCGGAUCGAGUUUGAAGUCUCCGAGGACCCGGAUAUCCUAGACUUGGCCGUACUUCUGGAUGCGCCCUGGGAGUCCAUGGGAGCCAGCGAUGCUUUCUUUGAAGAUUCCGUGGCCCAGGUACCUCCUGAGGCGCUGUCGGUCGCCAGCAUCCGCAACCUGUCUACAACUUUCCAGGUGACCUUCGCAGAGGAGUUGGUGGACGGGCACGGCGAGCGGCAGAGUGGCUCAGGAAGCACGUCGAGUAAGUCGGAGUUCAGCUCAGAGGACAGUGACUCCGACGAUGAGCAGGCGGAAGGAUGGAAAGAUGGAGAUGAGGCUUCACCCGAGCAGCUUAGCCGAAAGCGGCGGACUGCGGUGGAGAUGCAGAAGGUCGACUUCACCCCAUCUUGGGCUCAGGCUCAAUCGGAGGAUUUAAGCCUCCUGAGACUGAUCAUCGCCGUCAACAAUGUCACUGCCAACUCGGACAAGCCAGAGAUCCCGACACAGGGGACAGAUGUGGCCGGAGCUGCUGCAGAGAAGCUCCUUCGAUGUAUCAAUGCCAUCGUGGAGGAGAAGCGUGCCCAGUUCCUACACCUGAGGCUUCAGUGGUUGGUCUUCCAUCUACACAGCAAGACCAACGUGACCGAGGACAAAUUCAAGCUGCCAGAAGCUUUGGAGACGCCUCGUUCACAACAAGCGCAGAAUGCUCGGGAGAUGCUACGUGCACAUCUGAUGGCGGUGCUCCGUGCUCAUGAGCAGAGCGGCGAGAGGGUCAGCUCUCCCAGAUCGGCUUGGACUGGCGAUGCAGCCGGUGAGAGCGAAGGCCCGACGAUCUUGCCGAAGAAGGUCCUGGGUCUUAUGGACAUGAUUGAAGAGUACAGCUUGAAGGGACAGGCCGUCUUCCAAAAGAUCGCCGACUACGUGGCCCAGAUGACCCCCAGUGAGCUGCAGGUUGCGGGCCGCGUUCUCAUGGACACGUCGCUCCAGGCAGACUUGGCGGAAUCCCACCACCGUCUCCGAGCCUUCAAAGCCGUGGUGUCUCAUGAUGACGAUCAAAGCGAUCUCGCCAGCCUCACCUGGAAGGGACUGCUGAAGAAGAUGGUGGCAGAAGGAGUGAAGCCUGAGAAGAUCCGCGAGGCUUUGUCCACACAGAAGAUUGAGCUGGUCUUGACUGCACACCCGACGGAAGCCCAGAGGCGAAGCGCCCUGAAGAAGCACGAGGACAUGCUGAGCUAUUUGCAAAAGUAUGACGGCAAGGACUCGCUCACCCCAGGACAGCUGCAAGGCCUCGAUGACGAUAUCAAGGCUGUGCAGUGGAGCUGUUGGCGUACGAACACGGUGCGACGCACCAGGCCCACUCCGGAGGGAGAAGCGCGCAAUGGCAUGCUGGUCAUCGAGGACACUGUCUGGAAGGCGGUGCCGGAGUACUACCGCCGCAUCGACCGCUGCUUGAGGCGAAUUGGCCAACCUCAGCUUCCUUACGGCUCAUCGAUUCUGAAGUUGAGCAGCUGGAUGGGAGGAGAUCGUGAUGGCAAUCCCAAUGUGACGUGGCACACGACCAAGCAAGUGGUGACGCUGCUUCGCUGGCGUAUCGUGGAGCUCUACUACCGCGAGGUGGAUGAGUUGCUUUACGAGCUGAGCAUGACGGGUGAGACCAGCGAGGAGCUUCAGCGGGAGAUCGAGGCAGUCAGCAGCAUGUGGUCGGCCCCUACGGUGCCCGGAGGCAAGGUUUGCCGCCCCGACCAGCGUAGCGGUGUGCAUUGGAACUUCCACACCGGCGUGGCCGCCGACGAGCCCUACCGAAGGCUUCUGAUGGCCGUGCGCAGGCGCUGCUGGCGAACGAAGAAGACGAUGGAGGCCAUGUACAUGGGCAGCCACGCAGAUUCGGACUUCGAGAAGGAGGUUCUGACGUCCGUGGACGAGCUUGCUCGGCCCCUGGAGAUUAUCUACCGCUCUUUGGUGGAGAGUGGCGAUGAGGCGGUGGCCAACGGCCGACUUCUGGACCUCAUCCGCCGCGUCCGCACCUUUGGCAUCAGCAUGGCCUGCUUGGAUGUGCGCCAGGAAAGCGACCGCCACUCAGAGGCCUUGGAGGCGAUCACCGAAUUCCUAGGCCUGGGCAAAUACAGCUCCUGGUCCGAGCAGGAGAAGUGUGACUGGCUCGUGAAGGAGAUCGAGUCGAAGAGGCCUCUCUUGCCUGACGAUCUCGAAGCCAGCGACAUCGUCAAGGAAGUCUUGGCUACCUACAAGACCAUCUCUGAAUUGCCCAUCGAAGCCUUGGGUGCUUACUGCAUCUCCAUGUCCCGGGCUACCUCGGAUGUCCUUGCUGUGUGCUUGCUGCAGAAGAUCGGAGGCGUGAAGAAGUUCAUGCGUGUCAGCCCCCUCUUCGAGACCCGCGAUGACUUGAUCAAUGCCCCCAAGGUGAUCGACGCCGCCUUUAGCGUGCCAUGGUACAAGAAGCACAUUCAGGGCAGCCAGGAGGUCAUGCUGGGCUACUCGGACUCGGUGAAGGAUGCUGGAAAAUUUGCCUCUACCUGGGAGCUGCAUGUGGCCAUGGAGAAGAUCCUGGAGGUCGGCAAGAAGCACGGUGUCAACGUGACCUUCUUCCACGGCCGCGGUGGCUCCAUCGGACGCGGAGGUGGCCCUCCUCACCUGACUCUCCUGGCCCAGCCUCAGGGCUCCCUGGAACGAGGCCACCUUCGCUUGACCAUUCAAGGUGAAACCAUUGGCCGGCACUUUGCCAGCGCUGAGGUCGCCGAAAGGACGCUGGAGCGAUACUCCACGGCUGUGCUGAGGCACACCCUCACCCCACCGCCACUCCCAAGCCCGGAGUUCCGAGCAGCCAUGCAGGAACUGGCCGACAUUUCCGCAGAAGAGUACCAGAAGACCGUGUUCAAGAGCGAGAAUGAUAUCUUCGUCCGCUUCUUCCACACCUACACUCCCACUUCCGAGCUCGGGCAGAUGAACAUCGGAAGCCGCCCCGCCAAGCGGAGGGCCUAUGGAGGCAUCGACACGCUCCGGGCCAUUCCCUGGAUCUUCGCCUGGACCCAGACUCGACUGCUUCUGCCGGUCUGGCUCGGCAACGGCCUCGCUCUGCAGAAGUACAUCGAUGCCGGGAAGCUGCCCCUCCUCCAGAAAAUGUACCAGGAGUGGCCCAUGUUCCAGUCCAUGCUCGACCUGAUUGACAUCGAGCUCGGAAAGGCCCAGCCAGACCUGGCCAAGCAUUACGAGACCAAAACUUUGAAAGAAGACGACUUGAAGAAGUUGGCGCAGCAUCUGCGUGACGGUCUUCAGCAAGCUAUCACGAACGUCCUCAAGGUCAAGGGUGCUGAGAAGCUGCUGACCAAGGACCCUGUGGUGAAGCAGUCCAUCGCGAUGCGACGACCAUUCCUGGACAUCUCGCAUGUGAUCCAGGCGGAAGUGCUCCAGAGGCUUCGGGAUGCGCAGGCCAAAGACGAGGAGCCGCCGAAGGAGCUGAGGGAUGCCAUGAUCAUUUCCAUCCAG